Molecule: messenger RNA, 757 nt
Organism: Dermacentor silvarum
Lineage: Eukaryota; Metazoa; Arthropoda; Arachnida; Ixodida; Ixodidae
Exons: 1
Coding region: 61-735 (224 amino acids)
Biological process (GO): proteolysis
Molecular function (GO): metalloendopeptidase activity
Source: RefSeq, a predicted model, not a curated record
UUAAACACCGCAUCUUCACCAGCACGUGUUGGUAACGCCAGUCGCCACGAGGACGCGUUGAUGGCCUUGGACAAGGCCCUCGAGAAAUGGGAGAUCACAAACAAGUCGUCGCUCUUCGGCAAUUGGAUGUACAUUGCCGCGGCCGUAAGCAAAGUCGACGCAUCCUUCGGAUAUCUCAUUCGCACAGCCCACGUGAGAAACCUCCUGCAGAACCAGUGGUAUGACUUGUUGGACGAUUGGAGCGGAACACUCUCACUGCAACCGCUUCUCGCGACGCUACCGGUGUACAGGAGCCAGCUGAACGACGCGGCCAAAUACGGCACUCUGGGAACGCUCGUCGCCACGGCCUCACUUCGUGGGCUUCUCGCCAAGAUCGCUGGCGAUUUGCCGGUGAAUGAAGAAGCCGCGCGCAAGCUUCACUGCUUCGCCCAGUCGGCCCAGUUCCAAAGCAACGAGCUGGAGCUCUUCCAUACCGCCGUCUCUGUGGACAUUGCCAUCGACGCGUUUCGCAGUAUGCGCAGCACCGACCGACUGCGCCUGCACAUGUUCGAUGAGCUGCAGACGUUCUUCGUUCUCGUCUGUUACCUCCUCUGCACACCGUACGCAUCAACGAACGUCGAGGCUGCGGAAGCCAGUUGCAACGAAGCAGUGAAGAAUAGCGCCAAUUUUCCGGCUGCCUUCAACUGCGCUCCCGGUUCGCCCAUGAACCCUGAAAGGAAAUGCAGUUUCUUCUAGAAUCCAUGUUGCGUAGAUGAAA